Molecule: messenger RNA, 486 nt
Organism: Staurois parvus
Lineage: Eukaryota; Metazoa; Chordata; Amphibia; Anura; Ranidae
Source: the annotation of a GenBank genome assembly
CGAGGAGCGGCGCCGCGCUGCGUGUUUCCGGAAGACGUGGCCGCCGCUUUACCCGGAGACCAAGAGAGCGGAGAGGAAGGCACGCCCACCGCCGCCAACAUGAUCUCCCUCACCGACACCCAGAAGAUCGGAAUGGGCCUUACUGGCUUUGGCGUUUUCUUUCUGUUCUUCGGCAUGCUGCUGUUUUUUGACAAGGCUCUGCUAGCCAUCGGAAAUGUCCUAUUUGUGGCCGGAUUAGCGUUUGUCAUCGGACUGGAGAGAACGUUCCGCUUCUUCUUCCAGAAACACAAAGUUAAAGCCACAGCAUUCUUUCUUGGCGGAGUGUUUGUGGUCCUCAUCGGCUGGCCACUCAUUGGGAUGGUUCUAGAGAUCUACGGUUUCUUCCUGCUGUUCAGGGGAUUUUUCCCAGUGGUUGUCGGUUUUAUUCGAAGAGUCCCUGUAUUAGGAUCUAUCCUGAAUUUACCUGGAAUAAGCUCGGUAAGUUAG